CAACAAAUAGCCGACCGUUAUGGCGGAUGCAGUGUUUUUCGAGCCAAUGCGCACCUCCGUAUUUGUGUCAGCAGGCGGUUCGAAGAAAAAACUCGCAAAUCAUACAAAUAAGCGAGUAGCUUAUAAAUUCGUUUUUCCGCCUGGUUCGUCUUUCACCGCCAAAGAUCAAGAUAUGUAUGGCUUCAUACCUGAAUGGGGAAAAAUUGAAGUAACACUUUGCAGAAAGCCCGGAAAACCUACCAAUGAAACUAUGGCGAUACAAUUUGCAGCUGCGCCAACUGGUGAUGAUCCAAGGGCCAGUUUUAGCACUGGUGUACCACAAGGUGAAUACACAGGCGAAACACAAGUAAAACUUGUUGGCACCGAAUAGAGAAUGAAGAAAAACCAUAAAAAGCUUAAGUUUGCCUUUCUGCACAUCGCAAUAAAU
This is a messenger RNA of Cylicocyclus nassatus, 427 nucleotides long. Lineage: Eukaryota; Metazoa; Nematoda; Chromadorea; Rhabditida; Strongylidae. The record is from the annotation of a GenBank genome assembly.